This is a messenger RNA of Seriola aureovittata, 2224 nucleotides long. RefSeq lists its product as uncharacterized. Gene Ontology annotation, cellular component: membrane. Gene Ontology annotation, biological process: G protein-coupled receptor signaling pathway. The transcript is spliced from 2 exons. Bases 1 to 771 code for a protein of 256 amino acids. Lineage: Eukaryota; Metazoa; Chordata; Actinopteri; Carangiformes; Carangidae. Gene Ontology annotation, molecular function: G protein-coupled receptor activity. The record is from RefSeq and is a predicted model, not a curated record.
AUGGAAACAGAACAACCUUGCCCUCCUGCGAUGCAGGUUGCAGCGCAGACUGAAGAGAAACCUUUUAAAAUGGAGCAGUCCAACCCCUGUCUUACAAGAGCUGGAGCAAAACCAUCAAAUGGAGGUGCUGUUGGCAGCGGUGAGAGCUCAAACACAAAGCCACAGAAGGUGUCAAGCAAUUUCGACACAGAAAGCCAGUCCAAAGAGAAAGUUGACAAAGCACCCUCUGAAAUGAAAGAAACCAGGCCGCACGUUAACACGUCUGCACAGUUAGAAAAGCCUGAAUGCACUGCAGUUUCAGUGACUGAACCAAAACAAGCAAAGAACAGCAAUGGAGGAGAAACACUGGCUGUUACUACAGUGGAUCAAGUGUCUUCAUUACCUCCAGUGUCAGGCAACCCUCCUGAAACAGACGCUCCCAAACAAAAUGUGGAGGCAGAAGGGGCUGUUUGCAUGAUGCCUUCAAAAGCGACUAAAGAUAGAGCGAACAAGAAGAAGGAAGGUAAAAUGGCCAAACGCGCCGGCUACAUCAUUGUAACCUUCCUUUUAUUCUGGCUGCCACUGAUCACAACUAUCCUGGUGAAUUUUUUUGUUCGCAAAAACAGAAAUACACAGAUAAAGAUCAUUCAGGAUGUGGAGAUCCUGUCAGUGUCUGUUGCCUGCAUCACUUCACUGAGUGACCCAAUAAUAUAUGCUGCAGUGAACCCUCAGUUUCGUACAGAGUUUUACAGGCUAAAAAAUAAGGUCAAAUCCACAUUCAGUAAGACAUAAUAAUGUUUCCACUCCUGUCUACCUUUGAGUGGCACUAGACCAAAUGACCAUAUUCAAUAUUCACAAUGUAACUGAAUAUUAAAAUGGUUAACAUUUGUCUAGUCAUUGUUCAAAUAUUAACUAAAUUAAACCCCAGACGCUAAAGUGUGAAUUUUUAUUUGGCUAUAGAGGGCCUAUUAUUUUAUAUGCUGCUGUGUUAUCUUAGAUUUUAUGCAGGCUGACUUCUCAGCAGUUACUAAACCCUGCAGAGCAGCAGCGCUGCGUGCUGUGAGAAGCAGCCUGGACCAACGCAAUCAGCUCAGCGGGGGUAAGCUGCUGAGUUCUGUGUCAAACAAUCAGUGAGGAAUUGCUUGUCUGUCUCCAGAGACCCUGCAGCCAGGACCCACCACUGGGCCGGUCAGGUCCUCACAUGUCCUCCAGCAGCACCUCAUUAUUAUCCCAUCCCUGUUAUUAGUGAUGCUCUUUGAGUAAUCAGGGAAAACAUUAUGAAAUCCACCUAACUGUGUCUUAGUUUAAUUAAAAAAAAAGAAGACAUGGGUCAUUUAAUGGAUGUUUCAGUAGAGCUACAGUAUUUAUUCUAUCCACUGCACCAAAUGCACAAUGUGUAUUAACUUGUCUCAUUUCCUUACCCUUUAUAUAUGUACUCCAUGACAAGAUUUGUAUUUCAUUAAAAGCAAAGUGUUGCAGAAUUUACAUCAUAACAUACCAGCCUCAUUGUGUUUCCUUCAAUCAAUCUCAUUUUUACUGAUAAACCUCCAACAAGAAGCAGAGACAUACUUUAAUAAAACAGAAUUCUGCAAUGACAGCAUGCAAAUCCUUAAUUCAACCAGUUAACAGACAGAAAUAGUAUGCCAACAACUGUCAACUAAAUCUAGAAAUAAGAGGAGCCAACUUCAAAUGCGGCUGAUAAAGUUCUAACUGAGAUAUUUACAAUAUGAAAAAUGUACAAAAUGGCCCUUUAACACAGUGAAAUCUACCAAGUCUCGCUUUUGAAUAUUAGAAUUUAAGAGGAACUCAGUGGAAUUGAUGCUCAACACUCUUUCAUAUGGUUUUCCAGGUCAAUACUAUGUGUCCACAUUAGGGUUAGUAUUAGUCAAGUGUUGCAAAGAACAUCCUCUUAUAUUUCUACCUUGUGACCUAACUAAUAUGUACCCUGUAUAUUUCUCAAUAUCAAUUGUUAAUUGAUGACAGUGGCUUUCACAUAGAUCCAUAUCAGAAUGUCAAAUAUGUAAGCUAACACAGAUUUUGUCAUUUUGACUUUCACUUGCACAUUUCACAAACAUGUCAGGAUGCGUAAUAUAUUUUACUCAUCAAGCGAUGACAUCAACCAGUUAAUGAGUCAGUUAAUGAAUAUUCACAACAGUUAUUCAUUCCUGUGGAUGUACGUUUUCUGAAUUUACAACAGUGAGGGGACUAUUAGAAACCAGAUAAUUGGGGGGGGGGGGGUUUAAAA